AGAGUUUGCUAGUAGACGAGGCAGAGCCUAGCUUAGUCUAGCCUUACUGCUACAAAGAUGGCAACAUCACAUCCUCUCCCAGAAGGUUUCUCUGAACUUGAAGUAUUUGGUUUCGGCACGGUGAUGAUGGCCGAAGCAUUGCUUGGAUUCUCUCUGAAUAUGUUGACCAUUGUCUCUUUCUGGAAAAUCAGAGAACUUAGAACACCUGGUAACUUUUUGGUUCUCAACCUUGCAUUGUCCGAUUGUGGAAUCUGCAUCAACGCAUUCAUUGCAGCUUUCUCUAGUUUCUUAAGAAUCCAUAGAUAUUGGCCCUAUGGCUCAGAUGGUUGUCAGAUCCAUGGGUUUCAAGGCUUUUUGACAGCACUGACUAGCAUUAGCUCUGCUGCUGCGGUUGCCUGGGACCGAUAUCAUCAGUACUGCUCUAGAAGUAAGCUGCAGUGGAGUUCAGUCAUCUCCAUGGCGAUCUUCAUCUGGCUUUUUGCAGGCUUUUGGUCUGCGAUGCCACUUCUGGGAUGGGGUGAAUAUGACUAUGAGCCCCUAAGGACAUGCUGCACGUUGGACUAUACCAAAGGAGACCGAAAUUAUAUCACUUACCUUAUUCCCCUGGCUCUUUUCAAUUUUGUGAUCCCAGUUUUCAUCAUGCUGACAGCCUACCAAUCCAUAGAUCACAAAUUCAAGAAAACGGGACAAUUCAGGUUUAAUACUGGCUUGCCUGUGAAAUCGUUGGUCAUUUGCUGGGGUCCCUACUCACUUUUAUGCUUCUACGCUGCACUUGAAAAUGUGACUUUCAUCUCACCCAAAAUCCUAAUGAUUCCUGCUGUUAUUGCUAAGACCUCGCCAGCAAUGAACGCCUUGGUCUACGCCCUGGGAAAUGAGAACUACCGAGGGGGGAUAUGGCAAUUUCUCACAGGGCAGAAGAUCGAGAAAGCUGAAGUUGAUAACAAAACUAAGUAAUACCUUACAGCAUUAAGCUAAAAGGGCCUCUUCACACAUUACAAUCUUUCAGUUAGUUGAGGGUUUUAUAAAGUGUGCACUUAAAAAAUGUAAAGUGUGAAGGUGA
Elgaria multicarinata webbii is the source of this 1060-nucleotide messenger RNA. It is a transcript of the gene RGR, whose product is annotated as retinal G protein coupled receptor. The record is from RefSeq and is a predicted model, not a curated record. NCBI's taxonomy places the organism in Eukaryota, Metazoa, Chordata, Lepidosauria, Squamata, Anguidae. Gene Ontology annotation, biological process: G protein-coupled receptor signaling pathway; visual perception; phototransduction. Bases 58 to 954 code for a protein of 298 amino acids. Gene Ontology annotation, molecular function: G protein-coupled photoreceptor activity. Gene Ontology annotation, cellular component: plasma membrane. The transcript has 8 exons.